Molecule: messenger RNA, 2044 nt
Organism: Elephantulus edwardii (Cape elephant shrew)
Lineage: Eukaryota; Metazoa; Chordata; Mammalia; Macroscelidea; Macroscelididae
Gene: LRFN3
Product: leucine rich repeat and fibronectin type III domain containing 3
Exons: 2
Coding region: 11-1897 (628 amino acids)
Molecular function (GO): protein binding
Source: RefSeq, a predicted model, not a curated record
CCUGCUCGCAAUGGCCGUCUUCCCGCUGCUCCUUUGCCUCCUGCCACUGGCCCCUGCCUCAUCGCCAGCUCAGCCAGCCACACCCAGCCCGUGUCCCCGCCGCUGCCGCUGCCAGACACAAUCACUGCCCCUCAGUGUGCUGUGCCCAGGGGCUGGGCUCCUGUUCGUGCCACCCUCACUGGACCGCCGGGCAGCUGAGCUGCGCCUGGCGGACAACUUCAUCGCAGCCGUGCGCCGCCGUGACCUCGCCAACAUGACGGGCCUGCUGCACCUCAGCUUGUCACGGAACACCAUCCGCCACGUGGCGGUGGGCGCCUUCGCCGACCUGCGUGCCCUGCGCGCCCUGCACCUUGACGGCAACCGGCUGACCUCGCUGGGCGAGGGUCAGCUGCGUGGCCUGGUCAACCUGCGCCACCUCAUCCUGAGCAACAACCAGCUGGCAGCGUUGGCAGCCGGCGCCCUGGAUGACUGUGCCGAGACCCUCGAGGACCUGGAUCUCUCCUACAACAACCUGGAGCAGCUGCCCUGGGAGGCCCUGGGCCGCCUGGGGAAUGUCAACACUUUAGGCCUCGACCACAACCUGCUGGCCUCAGUGCCUGCGGGUGCCUUCUCCCGCUUGCACAAGCUGGCCAGGUUGGACAUGACCUCCAACCGGCUGACCACCAUCCCUCCGGACCCACUCUUCUCCCGCCUGCCCUUGCUGGCCAGGCCCCGCGGUUCACCUGCCUCGGCCCUGGUGCUGGCCUUUGGCGGGAACCCCCUGCAUUGCAACUGUGAGCUGGUGUGGCUGCGGCGGCUGGCCAGAGAGGAUGACCUUGAGGCUUGUGCCUCACCACCUGCCCUGGGUGGCCGCUACUUCUGGGCUGUGGGUGAGGAGGAGUUUGUGUGCGAACCACCUGUGGUGACUCAUCGUUCGCCACCCCUCGCUGUGCCUGCAGGUCGACCAGCUGCCCUGCGCUGCCGGGCAGUGGGGGACCCAGAACCCCGGGUGCGUUGGGUGUCCCCCCAGGGCCGACUGCUGGGCAACUCAAGCCGAGCCCGGGCCUUUCCUAAUGGGACACUGGAACUGCUGGUCACCGAGCCGGGAGAUGGUGGCAUCUUUACUUGCAUUGCAGCCAAUGCAGCUGGUGAGGCCACGGCUGCCGUGGAGCUGACCGUGGGUCCCCCACCACCCCCACAGCUGGCCAAUAGCACCAGCUGUGACCCCCCGCGGGACGGGGAUCCUGAUGCCCUCACUCCGCCCUCUGCUGCCUCUGCUUCCGCCUCAGCCAAGGCAGCUGACACGGGCAUCCCUGCUGACCAAGGCGUCCAGGUGACUGAGCACGGAGCCACAGCAGCCCUCGUCCAGUGGCCAGACCAGCAACCUAUCCCAGGCAUCCGCAUGUAUCAGAUCCAGUAUAACAGCUCAGCCGACGACAUCCUCGUCUACAGGAUGAUCCCGGCAGACAGCCGCUCAUUCCUGUUGACAGACCUGGCAUCCGGCCGUACAUACGACCUCUGCGUUCUGGCGGUGUACGAGGACAGCGCCACAGGACUCACGGCCACACGGCCGGUGGGCUGUGCCCACUUCUCCACUGAGCCAGCGCUGCGGCCGUGUGGGACUCCGCACGCUCCCUUCCUAGGCGGCACCAUGAUCAUCGCGCUGGGCGGUGUUAUCGUGGCCUCGGUACUGGUCUUCAUUUUCGUGCUGCUCAUGCGCUACAAGGUGCACGGAGGGCAGCCCCCCGGCAAGGCCAAGGCGCAGGCCCCAGUCAGCAGCGUUUGCUCCCAGACCAAUGGCGCCCUGGGCCCUGUGUCGGCCCCACCAGCCUCGGAGCCUUCCGCGCCCCGGGCUCACACCGUGGUCCAGCUGGACUGCGAGCCCUGGGGACCCAGCCAUGAACCUGUGGGGCCCUAAACACACACCCACCUCCACGGGACCUCAACACGCUGCGGGGCCUGGCCACAGACUCACCAAAUUGCUCACGGUUUUUAAAAACUCACGGGGAGGGUGUUGGGGAUACCAGGGCACAACAAGAAAAGUCCUAUUUUUCUAAGCUCGGGC